GACUCCGGUCUCCAAACCGGUCUUGCAGGUCCCAGGAAGGUGGCGUCAGCAUCUGCAGCGGCGUCGACGUCGUCGGAGCCUCCGCGGAGGACCCAGGAGAACCGGACUGGGACCUGGGCCUUGAGUCUCCCCAUGGAGAAGUCAGCUGCCUCGCCAGAGCCCCAAGGGCCUCGGCCAGCCCUGGGCCGCGAGAGCGUCCAGGUGCCGGAUGACCAGGACUUUCGUAGCUUUCGGUCAGAGUGUGAGGCCGAAGCGGGCUGGAACCUGACCUACAGCAAGGCCGGAGUGUCUGUGUGGGUGCAGGCUGUGGAGAUGGAUCGCACCCUGCACAAGAUCAAGUGCCGGAUGGAAUGCCGUGAUGUGCCAGCUGAGACACUCUACGAUGUCCUACAUGACAUUGAAUACCGAAAGAAGUGGGACAGCAACGUCAUUGAGACUUUUGAUAUCGCCCGCUUGACCGUCAACGCCGAUGUGGGCUAUUACUCUUGGAGGUGUCCAAAGCCCCUGAAGAACCGUGAUGUCAUCACCCUCCGCUCCUGGCUCCCCAUGGGCACUGAUUACAUCAUUAUGAACUACUCAGUCAAACAUCCUAAAUACCCACCUCGGAAAGACUUGGUCCGAGCUGUGUCCAUCCAGACGGGCUACCUCAUCCAGAGCACGGGGCCCAAGAGCUGCAUCAUCACCUACCUGGCCCAGGUGGACCCCAAAGGCUCCUUACCCAAGUGGGUGGUGAAUAAAUCUUCUCAGUUCCUGGCUCCCAAGGCGAUGAAGAAAAUGUACAAGGCUUGUGUCAAGUACCCUGAGUGGAAACAGAAGCAUCAGCCGCACUUCAAGCCCUGGUUGCACCCGGAGCAGAGCCCAUUGCCAAGCCUGGCGCUGUCAGAGCUGUCCGUGCAGCACGCGGACUCGCUGGAGAACAUCGACGAGAGUGCGGUGGCGGAGAGCCGGGAGGAGCGCACUGGCGCGGGCGGUGAGGGCAGUGACGAUGACACCUCACUCACCUGAGCCCAGCACCACCCCAGGGACCUACACAAGACUGGGCAGGGCCCGGGGGCCAUGGAUCCUCCAUGCUUUCUCCCCUCCCCUGCCCCUUGCGCCUACUAGGGACGCUGGGCUGGCCCAGGUGGGCGCUGUGGCCUGGCUGGGCACAGCCUCAAUAAACUAUCCCACAGCCUCA
Messenger RNA from Condylura cristata (star-nosed mole), 1177 nucleotides. It is a transcript of the gene STARD10, whose product is annotated as StAR-related lipid transfer (START) domain containing 10. Lineage: Eukaryota; Metazoa; Chordata; Mammalia; Eulipotyphla; Talpidae. The record is from RefSeq and is a predicted model, not a curated record. The coding region runs from base 133 to 1005 and encodes 290 amino acids. Gene Ontology annotation, molecular function: lipid binding. The transcript is spliced from 6 exons.